AUGAUUAGAUUUCUAAUCGUAAUUUUUCACUUUUAAUCAAUUAUAACUCUGCAAAUUUUGGAAAUUGAUGUAAGAUAAAGUGUUAUGAAAUUCAAUUUCACUCAAAAAAAGUUAAAUUAGACAUUUCAAUUAAUAAUAUAAAAAGAGGAAACAUCCAAAUAUCUAUUAAUUGAACUAUUUGUUAAAAAUCAAUCCAAAUCAUCUCCAAAUUUGAUGUUAUUAUAGUCCUAUGGAUAAGCUCCUUUCUAUGAUCUACACUCUCCAAAAAAAAGAAUAAUUUGUGAUAACUAUGAUAUAAAUGGGUAUAUACAUUAUGAACUAUUAAGUAGAUAAUAAUAAUCAAAAAAAUAUCACUAUUUACAAUUGAACUUAGAUUAGAAUAGAGAUUUACAAUUAUAUUUGACUAUUCUAACCAAUAAAACUAAGAAUUAUUACUUACAAUUUACAGCAUCAAAUAUCAUAUAAUGUCCUAAUAAUUGCAAUAAAAAUGGAUAAUGCAUUGUAAAAUUCCUAUUAUAUAAAAUAAGCAUGGUUAAUGUUAAUGUAAGAAAGGAUUCUUAGAUGAAGAUUGCUCUCAAACAGCUUAACUAUUUUUACCAUUUAAAAUGUAGAACAUUUAGAUAUCAAAUUAAUAAUAUAUAUAUACAAUGUUCAAUACAACUUCUAAUUAUAGUUUAAGUUUAGCUUUUGAAUCAACAAACAUUAAUAAAUCGAAAAUAAAUAUACAAAUGUUAGUUUCAUAAAGAUAUAAUCUACCAUGUGAUAUUAACAAUAAUUAUAAUCAUACUGUUUGGGAUUAAAAAAGAGUAGAAAUUAAACUAUUAUAAGAAUCAUAUUUGGAGAGUAAUUUUAGUUAAUAAUCUCAUUAAAAUUUAUUGAUCAUCAAAUUAUCAUCUGAAGAAGAUAUUAAUUAUAAAAUAUAAUUAGAUUUUUAAAUACAUUACAGAUAAGAUAAAGAAGAAAUAGUAACAAUUAUAUUAAUUAUUACUUUAACAUUAAUUCUAAUAUUUGCUUUAUUUUUUAUAUUUUGGUAUUGUUUUAGGAGAUAAAAAAAGAAUUCUUCAAAUAACUAAUAAUUUAUGAUUCCAGCAUUAGUUGAUAUUGAUUUGAAUCCUUAAUGUUCAAUUUGUUUAGAAGAUUUUAUAAAAACUGAAGAAUAAUUAUAAUAAUAAGUUAAAACAGAUUGUUUACAUAUAUUUCAUAAAGAAUGCUUGAAUCAUUGGAGGAAAAAUCGAAAUACUUGUCCAAUUUGUAGAAAAUCAUUCAUAUGA
Molecule: messenger RNA, 1271 nt
Organism: Paramecium pentaurelia
Lineage: Eukaryota; Ciliophora; Oligohymenophorea; Peniculida; Parameciidae
Source: the annotation of a GenBank genome assembly